Messenger RNA from Drosophila sulfurigaster albostrigata, 902 nucleotides. RefSeq lists its product as uncharacterized. Bases 452 to 808 code for a protein of 118 amino acids. The transcript is spliced from 4 exons. NCBI's taxonomy places the organism in Eukaryota, Metazoa, Arthropoda, Insecta, Diptera, Drosophilidae. The record is from RefSeq and is a predicted model, not a curated record.
AUGCAUUUGUGAAACGAAGCUAAGCAAAGAUACAAUUACAGUAUUCUCCCAAAAUGUGAGAGUUGUUUCCCAUGAAGAGUGUAAAGAACAUUGCAACACUACUUGUUUGGAACUUAUGGAUACCGAUGCUGAUGAAAGUUUGAAGCAAAAAUGUAAAGACUUUCUGCACACAUGUCGAACUGGAGAGGGUUAUUUUCACUGGUAAAUGGAACUACGCAUUUGCAUUGCAUUCAACGCGACAUCUUUAUUAAACUCAAUUGCAUUAAAUUUAAUUUAUCUAUGUUACAAUUGUGCAUAUAAGCAUGAGAUAGUUAUCAAUUGAAGGCAAAGCUUUAUGAAUGGCAUUGUGUAAAGAUCGUGAAAAACGGAAAUAAACUUGAAAAUUAUAAGCUAUAAAAUAUUUUAUAAAAAGUGAUUAAAUUUCUUUCGUUUUUAUCUUCUUCCGAUCAUAAUGAAACUCGUGAUUUUUCUGUGUUUGCUUUCACUGAGUUUGUCAGCAAAUACAUAUAUGAAUAUUGCCCAAUGUUCGGAUUUGGAUUGUCCCGAUACUAUUGAAACAGUCUGGGCCAUGACCAAAUAUUGCACUGCCUUUCGCAACAAAUGCUACUUCGACAUGGCCAAUUGCUUUUCUGGAUUUCUGUUUGGUCGACAGUUCAGAGCUGUUUCCUACGAAGAAUGCAAAGAACAUUGCAACACAAAUUGCUUGCGUUUGGAUUAUAAAAGAACCGUCGACAACUAUACUAUAGAUUUACAAAAAUCCUGCAUAGAUAUUCUGAUCGGUUGCAAAACUGGCCAAAUAACCUGGUAGUUGAAGCCACAAGAUGUUCGAAUACAAUUAUUAUUUUUACUCUCAAUAUUAUUGUACUUCCAUAAAUAAAUUAUAUUAUAUGCAAUAUUAUAAA